This is a messenger RNA of Eimeria tenella, 687 nucleotides long. RefSeq lists its product as uncharacterized. The record is from RefSeq and is a predicted model, not a curated record. The transcript is spliced from 2 exons. The coding region runs from base 1 to 687 and encodes 228 amino acids. Lineage: Eukaryota; Apicomplexa; Conoidasida; Eucoccidiorida; Eimeriidae.
AUGCUUGUUCUGCUCUUAUUGCUUCCUGCUGCAGACGGCAACAAAUUGAAAACAUUCAAAAACCAGGGCACUCGCGGGCAGAAAAAGCUGCACGAAAAGACCCGCGACGGGUUGCUGCUGCACACUGCAGCAGUAGCAGCAACGCUGCAGCUGCUGCUGCUGCCAAACACAGCAGGAACUGCUGCUGCUGCUUCCACCUCAACAUCUCCUUUGUUGUUCACUGAGGCCCCCACAUUGAAGCUUUGCUGCCGCUCUUCUACAUGCAGCACCACCAGGGCCCCCCCGGGGGGCCCUCCUUGGGGCCCCCCCGGGGGCCCCCCAGGGGGGCCCCCAAGGGGCCCCCCCAGGGGCCCCCCCUGGGGUGCCCCCGGGGGGGCCCCGCUGUGCACCUCGCUGGCUGUUCUUGUGAAGAUGUUCAGAGAUGAUAAAUUCGCAUGCACUGCGUCCAGCUCCAGCAGCAGCUCCCGCACGGUGCUUGCGCCUGCAGCAGCAGCAGCAGCAGCAAAAGCAGCAGCAGCACGGAGUUGGAGGGAGCGACAGCAGAAGCAGCAACGCCGCCAGCUGCAGCUGUGGGGACGCUUCUGCAGAAGCAGGAGCACCAGUGCCAACAGCAACAGGGAAAACCAGCAGCAGCAGCAGCAGCAGCAGCAGCUGAACAGCUUCAAGCGCAACUGCGCAGGGAGCUAG